UAUCGUUUUUUCUCAAAACUGCUCACCAACGUAAUAAAACAAAAACGGCCGGAAGAAAACAAAGGAUCGAAAGAAAACCAUAAGAAAGGCAGAGAGCUAAGGGACAGAAAUCCGCUUUGGUCAUGCUUCGUCAUAUAUUUGCAGAGCAGAGUCAUUGGAGCUGCUGCUACUAGGGGUGUACAUGGGUGUUUUUGGUGGAGGCUUUGGAAAAACGAAAGAUGCCGCCACGGACUUCUUCCCCACCGCUGUUUUCUUUCCUUUUUUGCAAACGCACAGACUGAUUCUUUCUUCUUCUUGUUGUUGUUCCCAACCAAAAACAACAAACAGUCAACCCAAGUCUUGAUUGAUUUUGUCCGCUCCUUCUAUAAGGUUUUCCUUUCUUGCGUUUGCCUACUCUUCAUCAAUCAGCCAUUCCCUUGUUUGCAAUCCUCGGCAUGAAAUUGGUGUGGGCCAGUUUCUGUUUAUGGCUUGCCCACGGCGGCGGAAUUGCGCUGGUUACCGCGGCCAGUGCAUGCGGGCCUGAGAGGGAGCUGAAUCAGACUCCAACUUGGGCCGUCGCCGGUGUCUGUGCUGUGAUCAUCAUCAUCUCUAUCCUCCUUGAGAAGCUUCUUCACAAACUUGGCUCGUGGUUUACAGAACGGCACAAGAGAGCUCUAUUCGAGGCCUUGGAGAAGGUCAAGGCUGAGCUUAUGGUACUGGGUUUCAUUUCAUUGCUGCUGACUUUUGGUCAGAACUACAUCUUGAAGAUUUGUGUCCCCUCAGAGGUAGCAAAUUCGAUGCUGCCAUGUGCUUAUGAGGGUGAGCACAAAACUGAUGAAGAGGAGGAACAUCGUCGGAGGCUGUUGUGGUUUGAACACAGGAUGUUAGCUGGUGCAGACUCUGCUACAAAGUGCAAGGAGGGGCACGUACCACUUAUAUCAGCCAAUGGACUGCAUCAACUACACAUCCUCAUUUUCUUCUUAGCUGUUUUUCAUGUGAUCUAUAGUUUUGUAACCAUGAUGCUCGGGAGAUUGAAGAUUCGUGCCUGGAAGGAGUGGGAGCAAGAAACCUCCUCUCAUGAUUAUGAGUUCUCUAAUGAUCCUUCAAGGUUCCGGCUUACUCAUGAGACAUCUUUCGUGAGAGCACAUACAAGUUUCUGGACAAGGAUUCCAGUCUUCUUUUAUUUUGGAUGCUUCUGUAGGCAGUUCUUCAGAUCAGUUAGUAAGUCUGACUACAUGACAUUGCGCAAUGGGUUCAUCACUGUGCACCUAGCUCCUGGAAGUAAGUUCAAUUUCCAAAAGUACAUCAAGAGGUCAUUGGAGGAUGAUUUUAAACUUGUCGUCGGAGUGAGUCCUGUUUUGUGGGCGUCUUUUGUGGUUUUCCUGCUUCUGAAUGUUAAUGGUUGGCAAGCACUCUUUUGGGCAUCCACAAUUCCUGUGAUUAUAAUCUUAGCAGUUGGAACAAAGCUUCAGUCAAUUUUGACGAAGAUGGCAAUCGACAUCUCAGACAGGCAUGCAGUGGUGCAAGGGAUACCACUCGUGCAAGGGUCAGACAAAUACUUUUGGUUUGGUCGCCCCCAGUUAGUUCUUCAUCUCAUUCAUUUUGCUUUGUUUCAGUUACUUCUAUUAUUGACUGUCUCUUCUCUUUUGGUGAUCCUGCAGAACGCUUUCCAGAUAACAUAUUUCCUGUGGAUAUGGUAUGCAUUUGGCAUAAAGUCGUGCUUCCAUGCUAAUUUCACUCCCGCCAUUGUCAAAGUCAGCAUCGGGGUUGGUGUCCUACUCCUAUGCAGUUACAUCACGCUUCCCCUUUAUGCACUAGUGACUCAGAUGGGUUCCAACAUGAAGAAAGCAGUGUUCGAUGAGCAGACAUCCAAGGCUUUGAAGAAGUGGCACAUGGCCGUGAAGAAGAAGCAGGCAGGGGGCAGAGGCUCGAAGUCGUCUUUAUCAGUCAGAACUCUGGGAGGUGGAGAUGCAAGCCCGAUGUCCGUGACAGCAGAUGGCUCCCCCACGGCCAGAACUUUGCUGUCCACCGGCUCCUCUGGCCACACAUUGCACCGUUUCAAGACCACUGGCCACUCUACACGAUCUUACUACGCAUACCGCGAUGAUGAUGAGUUGUCAGACAUGGAAACCGAGGCUUUGUCCCCUGUUCCUUCGUCAUCAAUCAUUCAUAUGAGUUUGAUUGGUGGGUCGAGGGAUCAUGAAGGUGGGGGAGAAGGUGAAGAGUUGGAUGAUCGGAUUCCGAUUUCUGGUGGAAAUUUGAUGGACGAAUCCUUCCCGCACCAGCAUGCUGGGGACGAAAGUACUACUGGAAAUGAGGACGAUUUCAGCUUCGUGAAGCCGGCUGUUUCCUUUAAACAACCAUGAAUGAUGCUAUGUCUUCGGCUAGCAGCGUGAGAUGUAUAUUCUGUUCAUUCCUGCCUUUGGCAACCAUGUUUGUCAACUCGCCAAAUCAAGUUCCCAUGAAGAAGUAAAUGAGGAAUGGUGUGCUCAAGUCGUCAAACAACUCGAUUGCAUUUCUCAAAACUUAAGAAUUAUCAUUCAAAAAGGCCACGAAGAACCACCAACAGAAUGGAGGCCGUGAGGACUAAUUCAGCACAUGCUUACACUACGGCCUGUACACACUGUAGCCAAAUUCUUUCCAAUAGCUUGUUUGUUAACUC
Molecule: messenger RNA, 2641 nt
Organism: Linum tenue
Lineage: Eukaryota; Viridiplantae; Streptophyta; Magnoliopsida; Malpighiales; Linaceae
Source: the annotation of a GenBank genome assembly